GUUGGGGGGACGUUAGGUAGCUACGGCUGUCAGAUAACGUUACGGACUUUUUCAAAGUGGAGACAACUCGCUAGCCCGCUAGCUCACCUUUGGUCACCGAGAGUCUUCGAAGUUCAAAGCUACCCUUCAUUCGUGAUCUGGUCUUGGAUUUCCUGUCUGCAGCCAUGCCGUUUCCUUUCGGAAAGUCUCAGAAGAAUCCAGCUGAGAUAGUGAGGAAUCUGAAGGACCAUGUUGCAUACAUGGAAAAACUGGAUGCUGGGGACAGCAAAAAGUGUGAAAAGGUUUCAGAGGAGGUUUCCAAAAAUCUUGCCUCACUCAAGGAAGUACUUUCUGGAACAGGUGACAAGGAACCCCAAACCGAAGCAGUGGCUCAACUUGCACAAGAGCUAUACAACACCAACCUUCUCAUUGCUCUCAUUGCAAACCUACAGAAGAUUGAUUUUGAGGGGAAGAAGGAUGUGGUCCAUUUGUUCAGCAAUAUUGUGAGACGUCAGAUUGGCACCCGCACACCCACGGUAGAAUACAUCUCUACACACCCACAGAUCCUCUUCAUGCUUCUCAAAGGAUAUGAGACUCCAGAUGUGGCUCUUAACUGUGGCAUGAUGCUGAGAGAGUGCCUGCGUCACGAGCCUUUGGCGAGGAUAGUGCUCUUCUCUGAAGACUUCUUCUGCUUCUUCCGUUAUGUGGAGCUGUCAACCUUUGACAUUGCCUCAGAUGCUUUUGCCUCAUUCAAGGAUCUUCUCACAAGACACAAGAUUAUGUGUGCAGACUUCUUGGAGAAUAAUUAUGACAGGGUGUUUACAGAGUAUGAAAAACUCCUGCACUCUGAUAACUACGUCACCAAACGGCAGUCAUUGAAGCUCCUAGGUGAACUUCUCCUGGAUCGACACAACUUCACUGUCAUGACAAAGUACAUCAGUCGGGCGGAGAACUUGAAGCUGAUGAUGAACUUGCUAAGAGAUAAUAGCCGAAACAUCCAGUUUGAGGCGUUCCACGUCUUCAAGGUAUUUGUUGCGAACCCCAACAAGACUCAACCCGUGCUGGACAUCCUGCUGAAGAACCAGACCAAGCUCGUGGAAUUCCUGAGCAACUUCCAGACGGACAGAUCUGAGGACGAGCAGUUCUGCGACGAGAAAAACUAUCUGAUCAAGCAGAUCAAAGACCUGAAGAGACCCACAGCGUCCGAGGAAGCUUAACGCUGCAGGGGCGGCGACUCUGUCAGGUUGUAGAUUUUAGAGGUGGUUGUUGGAGCUGCAAGAAAAAAAAAAUGCUUCAUUAAGAUUGAAUACUAAGUACAAAAUAUAGGAAAAGUUAACAUUUACUUCCUUCACUUUCGGGCUUUGUGUGGAUGUAGAGGUCAUUUCCAUCCAUUGACCUGAGUGGGCCAAGAACUGUUAUUUAAACUGCAGUGCUUCUUAGUGAUAACCAAAUGCCUUUAGUCCUUUUUUGUAAUGUUGGACCUUAAACUGUUACCUUUCCACACACAUGGUCACUGGCAGAGACCUUAGAACGACAGGAAAUUCAGAACAUUCACAACCAGCUCGAGCACUGAGCUGUUUCUGAAUAGUCAUUUUUCAGAACUUGUCUGUGUUUUAGAGACUGAAAAGCUGAGAAGUAAAUAUAUUAUUUUUCUAAUGUAUCUAAUGCUAAACCAUUUCAAGCCUACAGUAGCUCUUCUCUCUAAACACCGCUUAUUCUGAUUGCAUAGGUUUGGUGUAUUGCCUUUGUGUAAGCUGUUCUUUGUACAGGGACUUUAUUAAUACAGUUUUGGCAGAGUGGCACGUGGUUCAUAUUGGGCAGGUCAGCUCACAGCAGUAACGUUUGGUGAUUACCGUUCAGUUUUCAGGUGUGUGUGUGUGUGUGUGUGUGUGUGUGUGUGUGUGUGUGUGUGUGUGUGUGUGUGUGUGUGUGUGUGUGUGUGUGUGUGUGUGGUUGCAAAGGUCAGAAACGACCCCAUAGUGCAUUAGCUGUCACAGGAAGAGAACAUCAAAACCAUAGAAGAAUCAAUUAAUUGUGCUGUGAUUUUUCAGGCUGUGCUCAGUGAUGCUUACAUGACUGAAAUAGAAACAAGGCAUCAGAUAACGCUGCAGGCUACCAGCCACCCAUUCACAGCUAACGUGGACAGCCAGGAUACACCGACCGAUCUCACUGGGAGUGCUACAUUUCUUCUUCACAUUCUUACAGCUAAUGGCAACAAAUGAAUGAAGCAUCAUAAAAAUGUUACACUGUACACCUGUUGUUAUCAUACCGGAGCAUGGUGUGUCAUUGAAACACGGACCUUCUAAUAAUGUUAAUCAGGGGUCUGUUUUCCUUGAAUAAUUUCACUGCUACACUGGACUUGAUUAGGCUCAAAUAUGAUCUAAAACUAAAUCAAGUAUUACCUUAAAAAUCACACAUAGUAACUCCUAACCAUACAGUCCAUCCAUCUAUUUUCUUCCGCUUAUCAUUCGCUUUAAUACAAGAGAGACAAAUGACUGAAGCAGCCUGUAAAAGGGUGGGUUUGCUCUCUUUUCUGAUAGGACUGUAACAAUGAUACACGGUGUAACAAGCCUGCAAAGCAUCAGAAAGUAGGUCCCCAUCAGAUGCCACCACAUUGUCAGGGUAACCACAUGAAAGAGUUUGUUUUGGAUGAUAACUGACUUUAUUCCUCGUGCAUCACCAGAACUCAACUGAAAUAAUUGCCUUACUUGUGCUGUUGUCAGUAUAGUUGCUGAGGUUAUGGCAUUUCAGAAUGUGUUGUCUAUACAGUCUGUUAGUAUAUACCUCAUGGGAUUUGAGUUUGCAGAUGCUGUGUUCUUUAUUUUCUUUCUUUCCUUGACCAGAUAUUUAAUUUGAUAUUUAAAAAAAAAAAAAAAA
Archocentrus centrarchus (flier cichlid) is the source of this 2856-nucleotide messenger RNA. It is a transcript of the gene cab39l1, whose product is annotated as calcium binding protein 39, like 1. Gene Ontology annotation, molecular function: protein serine/threonine kinase activator activity. Gene Ontology annotation, biological process: intracellular signal transduction. The record is from RefSeq and is a predicted model, not a curated record. The coding region runs from base 165 to 1196 and encodes 343 amino acids. Lineage: Eukaryota; Metazoa; Chordata; Actinopteri; Cichliformes; Cichlidae. The transcript has 9 exons.